GCUGACAGGAGCGAGCAGCUUGGCUUGAUUUUAUAAAACCUGCAUUGCAGACUACAAUCGAAAUAUUAGUAUUACCAGUAAAUAUUUAAGAGUAAAAAAUGGCAGCAUCGAACACACCGGAGAGAACGAACAAGUUUCUCUGGAAAUUGCGAAAAAAUUUGGAGUGUAUAGCAUUUAUUGGUGAAGGAUCAUACGGACAAGUGUAUGAAGUCAUGGAUAAAAAUGUCACCAAGGCAAUCAAAAAUGUCAACGAACCCCAGCUUUGUCACAAAUUUGCAGUUAAGCAAAUUUCCCUGGAUAAACUUAAGAGAAACUUACGACAACCAAUGAAAGACUGCAUGGAGCCGUUAAUGGAAGAAGUAUCAGCAUUAAUUAGAUUGACGCAUGAAAACGUGAAUCGCUACUUUGAUAGUUGGGUAGACUCACUACAUGACGAAUUCAAAAAUAGAGAAAGUUCUGAUGGAUCAACACUCUACACCAGUUCCACCAAUGAAUCCUCCACUCCUGGCCAACACAAAGUUGAAGAUACUACAUUCAAAUUUUUCUGUUUAAAACUUGAACUAUGUUCUACAAAUUUAAAAGAAAUUAUUGCAAAAAAGUGGCCAACACAAGAAUGUCGAUAUGAGAACCGAGAUAUGAUAGAAAAACAAAUUUUCAGUCAAAUACUUGAUGCUCUGUGUUUUAUUCAUGGCAAAAAUAUUACACAUCGGGAUUUGAAGCCAGAAAACAUCUUUGCAAAUUUUUCAUCAGAUAGAAAAGUGUGCAUAUUUAAACCGGAGACUUUGGCCUGGCGCUUAUCAUUGAUGAUAAGCAACAAGAUAAUAGUGAAGUAGUGGGGACGAGAAUUUAUCAAAGCCCAGAAAUGCAGCGUGGUAAUUAUGAUCAAAAAACGGACAUUUAUUCAACCGGAUUGAUAUUUUAUGAAACAAUGGUUGCCCUUGAAGAAAACAGAAAAGAAAUUUUUUGGGCGAUUAGUGAAGAAAAACAUAAUUUUGAAUUACUGCACAGUGUUGAGGGAUUUAAAACAGAAUUAAAGGAAUUGUUACAAAGUAUGAUGGAAUUUGAUCAAACGAAACGCCGAUCCGAAGAAGAGAUACAUCGAAUUUAUCAACUUAACCAUGAUGGGGAAGAGAUAUCGACCGUAGUUCCGCUAAAAUUCAUCGGUCGAGAAAAAGAACUUUCUGAACUGUGUGACCUUAUCAAGACUAAGAAAUGCUUACGGAAUGCCAGUUUACGGAAUGCCAGGAAUGGGGAAGUCGUCAAUAUGGCCGAAUAUGCUACAAAAGCUAGACUCGAUAAUGCAGAUUUUAACUUCAUGUGGCUAAAUUGCAAUAGUUCCGAUGCACUACUUGCCUCGUUGCAAAAGAAGAGUGCCAGCAUCCGAAAUAACAUGAAUACAAAUUUGGAAGAUUUAUUUAAAACCGCGAGUAAAAAGCAUCGCAAUACCAAUUUAAUUGUGAUACUAGAUGGUUUUCUGGAUAAGUUCGUUCCAGUGAAAACAGAGUCAUCCACUAACGUCACAGAGUUACCAGAACUUGAUCAGAAACUUAAAGCGGCAACAUUUUUUAUCGACGCCAACUCAAUUAAUGGGAUGCACAGGACUGAUCACGAUCUCGACGUUGAUCGAUAUGAGGAUGGGAUAAGUCAACUUCGGCUAAACACAAGUCGUACUUCCAGACAUGGUGAAGAAUCUACUGAAGAAUCCAUUAAUACAUCAAAUUGCAGAAAUGAAGAGAAAAAGGAAAUGCAUUCGUUUGUUUCAAAUAUUCACAAGCAAAGAGUAGGAGGAUUGCAACUACGCGUGACAACUUGCCAAUAGAUGCAUUCCCAUACGAACUAAAAAUUAUGGAUAUUGAGGAUGCGGAAACAAUGAUCAUGCACAAUUUUGGAAUAGAUCAAGUUGACAAAAAGGCAGUACACAAUUUAGCAAAGAAAUUGAAUUAUCCACUGUUCAUUAAAGACGCUGGAGCAAAUUUCAGAAAAUCGGACGAUAACUUCGAACAAUUUUCCGCAAAACCUUAGGAAGAAUUAAGUGAAAUGAAGCAAGUACUACAGAGAAUAAGCCAACUGCGCCUGCAAACACUUACUGUUUUAUGCGCAAUGGCUUACUUUUCGGAAAACAUUUCAAUAUCCCAAUCUUAUAAAGUUGUUAAAGAGCUCCUAAUCUACGAAGAUACUUCGAUUGAGGAUAAAGUGUUUCGUAAGGAGUUGGGUCAUUUGGAGGGCCACGGUUUAGUAACAAGGGAUAUGAAUCGUAAUAUUGUGCGGCUACAUUCUCUACAUGGAGAUCAAAUAUUGAAAAUUCUUCAAGACUACGACCUCUUUAAAAGUUUCUGGUGUAAGCUGUCCUACCCGCUAUACUCGAAAUGCUCGGAAGCUAAUGUAGUUACGGAGGUUGAUGAGUAUGUCAGUAUGGCGUCAUCAUUUUGGGAUCACACUGAAAAUCAGAUCGAUAAUUCUGUCAAUCAUUUAUACAUUCAAAUUUUUCUUGACGACAAGUCCAGCCUUGUCUAUUCAAAGUUACGUUAUCUAGGUUUAAAAGAAAUUUCUGAAAAAUCCGCUGGUCAAUCUAAACCCGAAAAUGAUGCGGAACUUUCCAAAAAAAACAUUCUCACAAUUGUCCUGCCGCUACAUUUACAGUGCCCUUUACAACUACAUGGAUUACAUUGAGGGGGUCCAGCAUUUAAUCAGGGUGAGAGAAAUUAUACCCCAAUUUGUAGUGAAAGCUGAGGACAACCAUUUCCAUUUUACCGGAAGAAUCUAUAUUUUAUUCAUUUUGGCAAUGUUCGGUUUCAUCGCCCUAUUUAUCACUGUGCCAUUCCUCUUCUGGAUAAAUGCCGACCCAUAUCUAUAUUAUAAUUUCGAAAAGUCCGUCCCGUGAAAUUUUCCGUGACAUUCCAGCAUUCUGAUUGGCUGUUGGGGUUCUAGGCCCACCAAUUAGCUUAGAUUAUGGUUAUGAUUAUGGUUAUGGUUAUGGUUAUGGUAAAACGUGAAAAAAAUUCCCUAGAAACGUUAAAAAAAUUCCUUGGCAACGUCAAGAAAAUUGCUUAGCAACGUUAA
Messenger RNA from Folsomia candida, 3060 nucleotides. RefSeq lists its product as uncharacterized. Gene Ontology annotation, molecular function: protein kinase activity; ATP binding. The transcript has 4 exons. The coding region runs from base 863 to 1819 and encodes 318 amino acids. The record is from RefSeq and is a predicted model, not a curated record. Gene Ontology annotation, biological process: protein phosphorylation. Lineage: Eukaryota; Metazoa; Arthropoda; Collembola; Entomobryomorpha; Isotomidae.